Amphimedon queenslandica is the source of this 537-nucleotide messenger RNA. RefSeq names its product kelch domain-containing protein 2-like. Gene Ontology annotation, molecular function: protein binding; chromatin binding. NCBI's taxonomy places the organism in Eukaryota, Metazoa, Porifera, Demospongiae, Haplosclerida, Niphatidae. The coding region runs from base 1 to 537 and encodes 178 amino acids. The record is from RefSeq and is a predicted model, not a curated record. Gene Ontology annotation, cellular component: cytoplasm. The transcript has 2 exons.
AUGGCAUCUAAAAGCUAUCAACCAGUGGAGAGAAGUGGACUCUUCACAGUAAAGGUAGGAGACUACUUAUACAUGUGGGGUGGGUUUCUGUCUGGAGAACUUGACGGUGAUAUGGAUAAAUCAAUGACAUCAUCAAUGGACCUGUAUCACUUACCAACUGGUUCAUGGGAGGGUAGACCAACAAAUGGCAACCCUCCACUACGUGCCAGUGGAUAUUCAUCUGCUGCUAUUGGAAACAACAUCUAUUUCUUUGGUGGUAAUAGGGCUAGUAGCUAUCGUAAUAGCUUACAUUGCUUUAAUGUGGAUUCAUUCAACUGGAGGGAGCUCUCUCCUUCUAGUUCUGAUCGUGGCCCAAUGAAGAAGACCUACUCUUGUAUGAUAUCAGCUCAUUUUGACGGUGAAAACUAUCUUACUAUAAUUGGGGGAAUUCGAUCAUCUUCUAUCAAAUUCAAUACUCCAAAGCAACCUGAUGCUCAGUAUUCAGCUGAUGGUAGAUGUAAUGAGAUACAUUAUUACAGGAUUUUAUCAGGUCAGUAA